This is a messenger RNA of Micropterus dolomieu (smallmouth bass), 1639 nucleotides long. RefSeq names its product cytosolic sulfotransferase 2-like. The transcript has 8 exons. The record is from RefSeq and is a predicted model, not a curated record. Gene Ontology annotation, biological process: sulfation. Bases 380 to 1261 code for a protein of 293 amino acids. NCBI's taxonomy places the organism in Eukaryota, Metazoa, Chordata, Actinopteri, Centrarchiformes, Centrarchidae. Gene Ontology annotation, cellular component: cytoplasm. Gene Ontology annotation, molecular function: sulfotransferase activity.
GACCUCAUGGUAUAGAAUAUAGUAGGGAAGGUACAUGCCCCUACCAAUAUCCAGCAAUAAUUUUGAUCAACUCUCGUUCAAUACGCUGAAAGAUUAGUCUAUGUUCUCCUCCCUGAGAUGCCUCACAGUGGUUUGGUCUGCUGCCUACACCUUUUUCAGACCCUCAGCGACAUUUCUAAAACUCUCCUGCUGGGAGAUGUUUUUAUUGUCCCCACAAACAGUGACGGGAAAUAUUCCGUCCUCGCACACCUUCAUCAUUUAAGGAAGUUGUCGAAGUGCAGUAUUACACAACAACCUGACAUCUUCAGUGUGCAUGAUCCAGAUACAAACGCUGUUUUGGCAAAUUUCAGCAGAUUUUUAGACUAAGUCACUGUCGAAGAUGGAGCUGCCACCUCGUCCAACACUGUUUGACUUCCAUGGAGUCUCCAUGACCAAAUACUUCACUGACAACUGGGACAGCGUACAGAACUUCAAAGCCAGACCAGAUGAUAUUCUUAUAGCUACUUACCCUAAAGCAGGAACCACAUGGGUCUCUUACAUCCUGGAUCUUCUGUAUUUUGGGCAGACAUCUCCAGAGCGCCAGGCGUCCGUUCCUAUUGAAGUCAGAGUGCCGUUUCUGGAGCUCAGCAUAACGUUUCUAUCCUCAGGUAAAGACUUGGCAGACCAACUUCCCACCACUCCUCGGCUCAUUAAAACUCAUCUACCAGUCCAGUUUGUGCCCAAGUCCUUCUGGGAGCAGAACAGCAGGAUAAUCUAUGUGGCUCGUAAUGCAAAGGACAGUGCAGUGUCCUAUUUCCACUUUGGCCGCAUGAACAUUGCCCAGCCAGAACCAGGUGACUGGAGCACGUUUCUGCAGGAUUUCAUGGAGGGAAAGACGGUGUUUGGGCCGUGGUAUGACCAUGUGAACGGCUGGUGGGAGAAGAAACAGACAUAUUCAAACCUUCACUACAUGUUCUAUGAAGACCUGAUUGAGGACUGUGGACGAGAGGUAGACCACCUCUGUUCCUUUCUUGGCUUGUCUCCUUCAGCUGAGGAGAAGGAAAGAGUCACAAAUGGAGUGACGUUUGACAACAUGAAAGCAAACAAAAUGACAAACUAUUCCUCUGUCCCACUUAUGAAUCACAAGGUGUCUCCUUUCAUGAGAAAAGGGAAAGUUGGUGACUGGAAGAACCAUUUCACUGUGGCCCAGGAUGAACAGUUUGAGGAGGACUACAAGCAGAAGAUGAAGAAUCCUACACUGAAGUUUCGUACUGAAGUUUAAAGGCUUAAUGAAGAGUCCUGAACUGUGAUUCAUUUGAUGAUACUGAGUCAGAUGUUAUAUUUGAUUAUCAAAGAUAGUGUCUUAUUAGUGUGACAAGAUUGUCUUCAUUGUGACGUUGAAUGACAACUUUCAUAUUUAUCCAUUGUUGAAUCUUGUGAAUAACAGCUGUAAUCAAUAACAAUCUCUUGGAAAUAAUAUUAGCGUAUGUUUAAACAUGAACUGAUUUGUGAUCACUGUCGCCCUGGCUCGCUUCCCUACAGCGACAAGUAAAAUUCAUAAACUGUACCAGUGACUUAAACACUGCCCUUUCUAGUCUCCUUGAUUCAGUUGCAUCUCUUACAACUGUUCCUCUAAUAAAGAAAAUCAUGCGAGAAACAA